Messenger RNA from Penicillium cosmopolitanum, 291 nucleotides. RefSeq lists its product as uncharacterized. The transcript has a single exon. The record is from RefSeq and is a predicted model, not a curated record. NCBI's taxonomy places the organism in Eukaryota, Fungi, Ascomycota, Eurotiomycetes, Eurotiales, Aspergillaceae. The coding region runs from base 1 to 291 and encodes 96 amino acids.
AUGCUGGCCAACGCUGCUGUUCCCGCCACCUGCUCAUCCACCUCCGCAAAAUACAGCCUCGUGUCUGUGCGCCGUGUCGCAAUUUCCGCCAGUGCUCCCAACAGCUCGCGCGAUCGCCCGUUUGAUGAAAAUCCCGCAAUUGACGCCUCCACGAAUCUCUCCCGCUCGUGGGGCUCCACACGCCGCACCAGAACCUUGGACGGGUCGGGUCGGCGUGCAUCGAGACCAUCGAGACCCCCCGGAUGUCGGGGAGAGGGAGACCGAGAGGGCUGGCCUAACUCACACCAGUAA